Molecule: messenger RNA, 1193 nt
Organism: Dipodomys ordii (Ord's kangaroo rat)
Lineage: Eukaryota; Metazoa; Chordata; Mammalia; Rodentia; Heteromyidae
Gene: Mri1
Product: methylthioribose-1-phosphate isomerase 1
Exons: 6
Coding region: 46-1137 (363 amino acids)
Molecular function (GO): S-methyl-5-thioribose-1-phosphate isomerase activity
Source: RefSeq, a predicted model, not a curated record
AGCUGGACCUGCAGCGCUGCGGGGAGCCGACGCGGCGGCCGCGCCAUGGCGCUGGAGGCGAUCCGGUACUCCCGGGGGUCGCUGCAGAUCCUCGACCAGCUGCUGCUGCCCCAGCAGAGCCGCUACGAGGCCGUGGGCUCGGUGCAGCAGGCCUGGGAGGCCAUCCGCGCCAUGAAGGUGCGGGGCGCCCCGGCCAUCGCCCUGGUGGGCUGCCUGAGCCUCGCCGUGGAGCUGCAGGCCGGCGCCGGGGGCCCGGGGCCGGCCGCCCUCGUGGCCUUCGUGCGGGACAAGCUGAGCGUGCUGGUGUCCGCGCGGCCCACCGCCGUCAACAUGGCCCGCGCCGCCCGUUCCCUGGCCGACGCCGCGGCCCGCGAGGCGGAGAAGGAGGGCGCCACGGAAGCGGCGGUCCGGGAAAGAGUGAUCUGCCACGCCGAGGACAUGCUGGACCAAGACCUUAGAGACAACCAGCGCAUCGGGGACCUCGGAGCCCACCACCUCCUGGAGCGGGCAGCCCCUGGGGGCGGCAAAGUGACGGUGCUGACACACUGUAACACUGGUGCCCUGGCCACCGCUGGCUACGGCACAGCCCUGGGCGUGAUUCGCUCCCUGCACAAGCUGAACCGCCUGGAGCACGCCUUCUGCACCGAGACGCGGCCCUACAACCAGGGCGCCCGGCUGACGGCCUUCGAGCUGGUAUUCGAGCAGAUCCCCGCCACUCUCAUCGCCGACAGCAUGGCCGCGGUCGCCAUGGCCCGCAAGGGCGUGUCCGCCGUCAUCGUGGGCGCCGACCGCGUAGUCGCCAAUGGCGACACAGCCAAUAAAGUGGGCACCUACCAGCUGGCCAUCGUGGCCAAACACCAUGGCGUCCCCUUCUACGUGGCGGCCCCCAGCUCCUCGUGCGACCUCGGGCUGCAGACUGGCAGGGACAUUGUGAUCGAGGAGCGCCCAGGCCACGAGUUGACCGAGAUCAAUGGGGUCAGGAUAGCCGCUCCCGGAAUUGGGGUUUGGAACCCGGCCUUUGACGUCACACCCCAUGAGCUCAUCACUGGAGGGAUCAUCACAGAACGGGGAGUCUUUACCCCGGAGGAGCUCCGGGCGGCCCUCAGUGCCACCAUCCCCUCAGGGGGAGGACCCUAGGUGACCCAGCUCCCCCAGCCCUGCCCCAUUCCUCAGGUUUUAUAAUAAAUGUCUUG